Messenger RNA from Fusarium oxysporum Fo47, 1836 nucleotides. RefSeq lists its product as uncharacterized. The record is from RefSeq and is a predicted model, not a curated record. Bases 1 to 1836 code for a protein of 611 amino acids. Gene Ontology annotation, biological process: zinc ion transmembrane transport. The transcript has 8 exons. Gene Ontology annotation, cellular component: plasma membrane. Gene Ontology annotation, molecular function: zinc ion transmembrane transporter activity. Lineage: Eukaryota; Fungi; Ascomycota; Sordariomycetes; Hypocreales; Nectriaceae.
AUGGCAAUUUACCGAUUCAUAGUGGACACAGAUGCCUCGAGGCCAUCAAGGUCCUCAAGGAAGUCUUCCUCCUCAUACAACCCUUUUGGACAGUUUCAAGGUCCACCUCCUAACUCGAAACUCUUCCCGGAUCAUUGGCUUCAAAAGACGCAAGCUAGCGAUUUAAGCAUAAAUUUCGACGCAGUCUCCCGGCUCUCCUGUGCCGUAGUCAGCGCUCUACAGUCGAUCUCGUGCCGUUACCCGUCCGUCUCUCGCCGACUGGUCGAUCUGAAGAUGCACACUUCCGCUUUGUCACUCGCUAGAUGGGGCUUUGUCUUCUCUGCGGCUUCUGCUGCUGCCAGCAAUGCCCAUAUCGCCCCUAGAGCUACCCAGGCUCCCUCGACCACAGCAGCCAAGCCUGAGGUAACUGCUAUUACAGGAUGCCACCUUCAUGCCUCUGAACUAUAUUGUUUCGCUGGUGAGACCGAGUACUUGGUAGAUGUCAAGGUCACUGCAACCACAGACGUACCUUCGCAGUACACCGACUGCCAUUCCCAUGGCUCUGAUAUGUUCUGUGUAGACUCUGACGGUGGAGAUGUUUCUGUUCAAGCUGAAGGUGCUGAGUCAGAAGAGGACCACGCAAAGGAAGGUGAAGAUCAUGACCACGACCACGAUCAUGAGAAAGCAAGUAGCACCGGAACUGCAGCCGCAGCUGAAAACACCGAAGAAGCUGAGAAUGAGCACUGCCAUUUCCAUGCUGGUGUUGAACACUGCACAGGCGGUAGCGGCCAUGGCCACAGCGAUUCUGAAUCCAGCGAGUCGGAGUCUGGCUCUUCCUCCUCGGCAUGCCAGCCUCGAAGGAGAGACUAUGACGUUGGUCUCCGUGUUGGUCUGCUCUUCGUUAUCCUAGCCACAGGUGCUCUGGGUGUCUUUGGCCCCAUCCUGCUGCACAAGAUGAUGCCCAGCAAACUCAACAUUGUCCUCAUUGUAUUAAAGCAAUUUGGUACUGGUAUUAUAAUCUCUACCGCCUUUGUCCACCUAUACACCCAUGCAUUCCUCAUGUUCGGCAACCAGUGUAUUGGAGAGUUGGGUUAUGAAGCUACGACAUCCGCUCUUGUCAUGGCUGGCAUCUUCCUUUCUUUCCUUGUUGAGUACAUCGGCAACCGCAUUGUCCUCGCAAAGACAAAGGCUUCAGCCAAUCUCUCUACUGCCGAAAAGAAGAGCGCCUGGUUGUCCACUGAGGUUGUCAGUGUUCUUGUCAUGGAGAUGGGUAUCCUCUUCCACUCUCUUCUUAUCGGCUUAACGCUCGUUGUAGCGGGUGACGAAUACUUCCUGACCUUAUUCGUCGUCAUUCUUUUCCAUCAGAUGUUUGAAGGUAUCGCUCUUGGAAGCCGAAUCGCCACCAUCGGUACUUCUAACGAUAGUCAUGCCCCACCCGUGCCUCGUGUCUCCCAGGACACUUCCUCCGCUCAAGAUUCAGAUAAGGCUCCUGCUUCCACUGAGACCAUCCCUAACGAGGAAUCGGCCCCUGCUGGUUUGACCAUGAAGAAGAAGCUCGGCCUUGCCUCUCUUUUCGCCUUCAUUACUCCCAUCGGCAUGGCCAUUGGCAUCGGUGUCUUGCAACAAUUCAACGGUAACGACAAGUCUACUCUCAUCGCCAUCGGUACCCUCGACGCCGUCUCCGCAGGUAUCCUCAUGUGGGUUGGACUUGUAGAGAUGUGGGCUGCAGACUGGAUGACAGGGGGCCAUGGCCACAAGGCUGAGCUCGCUGACGCCAAUCUGCUCACUACCAUUCUUGCCGGCACUGGUCUGGUUGCCGGCCUGGUGGUGAUGAGUCUUUUGGGUAAGUGGGCAUAG